Molecule: messenger RNA, 6323 nt
Organism: Rhipicephalus sanguineus (brown dog tick)
Lineage: Eukaryota; Metazoa; Arthropoda; Arachnida; Ixodida; Ixodidae
Product: F-box only protein 21
Exons: 11
Coding region: 24-1943 (639 amino acids)
Molecular function (GO): DNA binding; protein binding
Source: RefSeq, a predicted model, not a curated record
GCCAGACCACAGACGAUGUAACGAUGGCGGUGCGGACGGAGCCUGCGUUGUUUACGUUAAACUUGUUGCCGCAGGAAUUGCUCGUGCACAUCCUGUCAUUCCCGCAGAUCCAAGUGGACGAUCUGCUGCGCGUCUCCCAAGUGUGCUCACAGUUCCGCGAUGCCGUGUGCUGCAACGAGUUAUGGAAGAGGAAAUUCGCUCGGCGGUGGCCAGACCUUUUUCGGCAGUACAAUGCUGGCAACACACGGUGGCGAGUGGAAUGCAUGGAGCGCCUGUCCUGCGGAGUCAAACUCAGGUCCUGGAUGUCUAUGAUGUCACGGGACUUCUACGCACACGACGAGCUCUCCGAGGAUGCCUUCCGCGGAAUUCUGUCCCUGAGUGACCACCCGCGGAGGCUGCUAUUCUUCAACGACGAGCUGGCGACCAUCUUGGAGGACGAUCAGCCGCACGAAGACCUCACACUCAAGUACUACGCCCGACGGGUACAAUGUCACGUCUGUCACGAGCACAUGAAGCAGCGCUGGGAGUCGUACUUGGGCGGCGGCGACGAUGCCUCCUUUGCUGAGCCCGUUCUGGAAGAAGGCGCCCUCCUCCUCUCCCAGUGGUGUCAGCCGCUACACCGGGUGCCAGCCGACUGGGUUCGUCACACCCUGGAUGAGAUGGCUCGCCGGGCCAAGGCGAUAGCCGCUGCUAGGCACCCUGGACACCCCAUCGUCAGGUGCGACUGGCAGUUAAACCAUGCAGCGCUACAGGAAUCGAGGUGGAGUGCCGCAGAGUGCCGGUCCUUGCUCAGCUGCAUCAACCAGGCCCUCUUUCACGAGUUUGGACUGGCUGGAGACCGGGUGUACUUCCAUGUACCGGAGAACUCAUUUAUAGACAAGGUCUUGGAAAAGAAAACGGGGAUUCCGCUGACGAUGUGCGUCAUAUAUGGAGCGGUGGCCAGGCGCCUGGGCAUUCACUGCCUGCCGGUCAAUUUCCCGACGCACUUCCUCCUCAAGUUCCUGGAGCACCCGCAGUUGCCAGAGGAGCAGCGGUACACGUACAUCGACGUCUACAACGGUGGACGCUUCCUGGCGCAGGGCGAAUGCCCUUCGCUGUGCCCCAACCUGCAACUGGACAGGAGAACCUGCUUCUCCGUGCUCCGCACACCAAAGGUGCUGGUGCGGAUGUGCUGGAACCUGGUGGAGGCGUGGCGCCAAUUUGAGGGCAACCUGGGUAUGCAGGGCCUCCGCUAUGCCCUUGAGCUGCUCGAGCUGUUUGAGGGCCGCGGUCGGCAUCGCAGCGACCCUAUGCGGGGAGACAUUGAGCACCGGCUUCUGCUGGCACGGGUGUACCUUCACCUGGGCAUCAACUACGAACAGAUCCUGUGCCUGCUGAAAGGAAUCGAGGCGGCGCACCCGGCGUCAAGCGGCAUCGUGGCCUACAUGUACCGCACCGCCCAGAGCCAGAUGGUGGCGCUGGAGCAGCGCAGGGAGACCCGCUCGCAGAGGCAGCCACGCAAGCUCCGCUCCGAGCCCCGCUCGCACGCCAAGGUGGCCUAUGCCGUGGGCAUGAUCAUGAGGCACAAGAAGUACCACUACCACUGCGUCAUCUACGGCUGGGACGGCAAGUGCGCAGCCAACCGGGACUGGAUCUUCCAGAUGGGUGUACACAACCUGAGCCACGAGGACCGGCAGCCCUUCUACAACGUCCUGGUCGAGGACGGCUCCAACCGAUACGCUGCUCAAGAAAACCUGGAAAUUUCCACGAGCCCCGAGGUGAUCACGCACCCCGACGUUGGCAAGUACUUCGAGCGCUUCUGCGGCACGCACUACCUCCCAAAUGCCGAGAAGGCGCACGAAUACCCCGAAGAUGCGGAGGUGCGGGACAAGCUGCUGCUCCAGACAUCGCAAAGUGGCAGCGACGAGGAAGAAGAGGACGAAGAAGAGUCGUGCAGCAUUUAGAAUGCCCCACCACCUGGCUUGACGAUUCGACCACGUCGACGAUCCUAGGGGGUGAGCUCAACAACAGACCAGGGUCCCCUUGCUGUCAUGUUUUUUCAGCUCCACUGAAGCCGACAUAGCGUGAAAUGGACAUAUAGCCUUGUGACGUAGACCUGCGGAGUUUAUAUAAAGAUUGUACAUUUGUGAUCAGUUUGUAUCGGUUUGUCAGCUAAAUUGUUGCAGCUUUUCUUUUUAAUCUCGAAGUAAUGGACUUCUAUUAUGUUGUACAGUAGCUGUGAAAGCGUUUUUCAUUCGUGUCCCUGAAAAACUCCAGAGGAUGAUGUGUUUGUCUUAUGCGCAACUGAAACAGUCCCAGUUUUUUGUUUGUUUUAAAACUAUGGUGAGGCACCGUGAACAUUAUGUGCGCGUUGUAUGGCCAGGAUAAGUAUUAAUGGUGGCGCAACACAGUUCGUGCAUGAAUGUGCUAUUCUUUUUCCAGUAUUUUGGUAUUUCGUUGUGUUCAAGGUGGCGUGCAGCGUCGAUACUCAGUCAUGUGUAAGCGCUCUUCUGCACCACCAUCAAGAUAUAGCACAAUUCUGGUUCCUAAAGGGCCCUUAAACCACCCAAAGGCUGCAAUUUAGUAGUAGUGUUACAUUUGUGCACGAACCAACACUUAACCGCAAGAAUUUUUCGAAAUGGUGCUGUAAUAGCAGAGUUAAAUGCGUGUGACGAUCCACAAGUGGCCCGUGCUUGUUUCGCUCUUUCCUGCUCUACGCUCUGUUCGUUGGCUUCUCUCUCCUCGUGGCCAAGUGUUCCUCCUUGCACAGCAAGGAGGAUAAGCAGGGAGCGCGUGUACCUGCCGGCAGACAAACAGGUUCUUUGUGCUGCUCACAUGACCAAAUUCUGCUGGUGAUGUCACGGCCGGUGCUGAGGAUACUGAAAGGCCUGGAGAAGAGCAUGGGUUGUUUUUUUUUCAUCUUAUGGCGCGCCUGCCCUGCGUAUUGCUGCUAUGUUUGGCACUGUUGAUCAUGACACCAUUCUGAGCUCGAUGUGCCUGUUUACUUUAAAUGUUAAGGGGAGAUGCGGAGGUGGUUUAGGGGCCUUUUAGAAUAAGUUAUAUUUGAUUUUUCAGCAAAUGUCUACUUUAAUAACAGUGUGAGGGUGUUGGUAAUGGAGCUGUUCAGAGCAUCAGUGGUGUGUGUCGGAGAAGCGAAAUGUCCACCUGGAGCACAUGCGAGCGUGAUAAUUGUAUACUGGCGUGUUUCUUUCACAAUUAAGUUGUUCCUUUAAUUUGGAGUCCACAUUACAACCAACAGCAACAAAAUUUCGGUUGUGCUCAGUUUUUUUUUUUAGGACAGCUAGUGAAUAAUCUUCAAAGUAGUUGAAACAAAGGUGUCAUGCUGGCUACUGCACAGAGCUUCAGUUAAUUGAACUCCAUUAACAGGAUCAUGUGAUGGGUGCCGUUAAUAGUUGUACAGCACAGCUGAUCAUACGGGCAGAUGCGAUGCUGCUCUUGUAAUAGCGUGCAGUGUUGUAGAUGUGAAGAUGGGAGAAAACAAGGAGGCGUCUUCAGCAAUACUGCAUGUUGGCUGCAUUGCGUUCUUUUAUUGGCAGUCUUGAGAUGGGCUCUACAGGGAAUUUUUUCCAUAUCUUUGGCUUGUAAGUGGGUCAAUAGAGAUAACGUUAAAAAACUGCUCUUAUGUGACUUCCUUUCACAAUCUGCCAUCUCCGUGGCAAUAGUUUCGUCGCACCAAUCGCCAUUGCGAACGGCAGGAGCCAGAGCACAACGUAGUGAGGACGGCCUCUUGGCAAAAGACCAGUUUGAUGCAUUACUGUUCCAGCUUUUUAGCUGAAGAUUAAAUUCGCACAUGCUCUCUACAAGUCAUUUGUCUUGCUGAUGUAAUUACCGUUUCACGCUGUUUGCCUGUCACCGAAUAGCUGAACGGUCAGCACUUCCACAACGUGUUCAAGGCAACGUGGCUAGUAUGUUGGAAGUCUGUCCUAGCAAUUCGAAAGUCUAGAACAGUCUUCCUUCAUGAGGUACAUGUCUACUGUGCUAUAUGUGUAUCUGUCACAUAUAUCUUAACACUGGGGUUCGACACGCAGACCAAUGAAGUGCUUCUGCCAUUUGCUCAUUCGUGGAGGUUUUGUGAAAAAGCAUGAGAAAGCAGGUUUGGACACUGGAGAUACGAGCGCGGCUGGAGUGCUCGCUCAGUAAUUAGGCGGUUCCGCAUAAACAAUGGGAUAAACUAGCCAUUAGUGUUUCUGUCCCAGUGUCUGUAGUACUGUAAUGGUCCCGCACGCAGACUCUGCAGAACGCGUUUUGCCGUUCACACUGCAAAGCCCGAGACCAGUGCAAUGUUAACUUGCUCACUUUUUUUCGUGUACGCGAAGGAAAUGCUCUACUCCCUCACUGUCCCUCUGUACCUCAGGAUUGUCGGUUUAUUGUGAACCUGGUUCCCGACACGUGUUACCUCCCCAUACCCUUUCUUUCCUUCACGUUUCCCUCAGAGACUACCAACAGCGUGACUACGUACGCAGUCAAACCUUGUAACAACGAAGUCGCAUCUGACACGAAAAUGACUUCAUUUAUCUCGAAAAUUCGUUGUAAACGUAUAUUCGUUACAACAAUAUAAUGGCGAGACAAUAAAACUUGUUGAUGGGCGAGUUGGUUCAUAGUUGAAAGGUAAAAACGGCAUGCACAAAUUAUACACAAUGGCACAGUAAGAAAAGCACGGACAAACGUUUUUCUUAUUUUUUUUUUUGUUGUGUAUAAUUUGCGCGUACCAUUUUUAACUUUCAAUCGCAAGACCAUUCUCCGUUUACUUCGUUAUAUUCAGGUUUGACUGCCUCGUGUAAAUUAAUGGUUGUGCUACGGUUAUUCUUACUCCAUGUGCCUACACAGCAUGUUUGCAUGAUUAUAUGAGUUGUACAUCAUGACUUAGCGUGUAUUCGUUGCUGUAAUGACAGCACUUGCUGUGUAAUGGAACUGUAGUCUUGAGCGCACGCAGUGUGGCCACGCGUAUCUCUCCGAUACUAUGUGUUCGCAGAUUUUUUACAAUUGGGGUUAUGCUUGUUGUAUAAAAGUCGCAGUUUUUUUGUUGUUUUUUUUUCGUGUGUUUCAUCUGUGUUAAGAGGGCACAAUUAUAACUAUGCCCUGCCACGCAUUCUGCCACAUUCUGGCAAGAUUUUGUGACCUGAACUUGCGCCGGGUUUCAGUUUGUUUUGCAGUCGGUUACUACUUUUGUAACUUGAGGUUACUCCGGGAAAUUGAAGUCUGUGAUGUGUAGGAGCUGUUGUAAGUUUGUUUUGAGAUGGACGUCUGUGUAAUCUUUUGUUUACUUUUAGUGUGUUUUUAUAGCCCAAACGGGGCUGUGCCCAGUAAUCAAUGCAACACUUAAAACUUGUCAAUGGGCCUGUUGUUAAAAAAGAAAAGAUUGUGUUUAUGCUGUGCAAUCUUGUGUUGUGUACAUUACGUACGUUGUAUAUUGCCGUGUAUAAGUUGAUUCCACAUAUAAGACAUCUCUGCCUCCCCAACAUGGACAUCCCGGAAUGCAAGGAAAUGUUUGAAAAGUGGGAGUCAUGGCAAAUCUAAUUUCCAUUCUCAAAAAGCCACAGGUUAUGUUGUCAUAUUCCACGCAACUAUUAGAUCCCAACAUUUUCAUUGAUUUCCCAGCAAUGCAAGAGUUGUCGCAGUCUUCGCAGCUCUGGUGUCAUCUAAAUCUAAGUGCUUUGAGCACCUUGCGUACUAUUGUACAUUUUUUUACCUAACAACGUUGAGAAGUAUCAGUUCGUAAAAGUAAUCGAAGCUCUCCAAGAUAGUGACGCGUUCCUCAUUUCCCAGCAACAGUAUUGCUUUUCAUGUUAGUGACACCAAUCCUGUCGAAGGAAACGUUUUCAUUGCUGGAAGCACUGGGACGUGCUCAAGGAACAACGCAAGCAUUCUUGCAUGACUAAAUUGCAGCGCGGACAGCUGAUGGUGCUUUUACGUCAUUGGCUAAAACAUUGAAUAGAAACUACCCACUCCAGCGUCAAAUUUAAGCUGAAGCCAUGCUGAACCAAAACUCUGGCCAAAUGUGAAGUCAGUCAUGUGUGCCACUAAUGAAUCGGCCUUCGCACAUGGGUCAGCACCAUGUAAUUCGGGAGGUCACACUUUUAGAAAAAUGAAUAGAUGUCGGCUUAUGCGCGGCAAUAUGGUGGUAGUUUGUUUUUCACUCUGUUGACCCUUUAUCCGUCAUGACGCACAAGGUUAUUGCAUUGCCAUGUGAAUACUGUGUGUGGCAUGGUUGUGGGGGCCCUCUCUGCAUUUUUUUUUUUCCAGUCCGCGUGCUGAAGUGAGAGGGCACCACACUUGCAUAUUCCAGGUUUGUAUGCAAAAAUAAAGGCAGCAGUGACAACAAA